AUGAGUAUUAGUAAAAAGAUUGUUUUUGUUACAGGAAAUGCAAAAAAACUUGAAGAAGCAUUACAAAUUUUAGGUACAUCAUUCCCAAUUGAAUCAAAAAAAGUUGAUUUACCAGAAUUACAAGGUGAUCCAAUUGAUAUUUCAAUUGAAAAAUGUAAAAUUGCAGCAAGAGAAGUUGGAGGACCAGUAUUAGUUGAGGAUACAUGUUUAUGUUUUAAUGCAUUAAAAGGAUUACCAGGACCAUAUGUUAAAUGGUUUUUAGAUAAAUUAGAACCAGAAGGAUUAUAUAAAUUAUUAGAUGCUUGGGAAGAUAAGAGUGCAUAUGCAUUAUGUAAUUUCGCUUUUUCAGAAGGACCAGAUUCAGAACCAAUCGUAUUCGCUGGUAAAACCGAUGGUAUCAUCGUACAACCACGUGGUCCACGUAAUUUCGGUUGGGACCCUGUAUUCCAACCAGAUGGUUACAAAGAAACUUAUGCAGAAAUGGAUAAAUCAAUUAAAAAUACAAUUUCUCAUCGUACUCGUUCACUUCAAAAAGUUAAAGAAUUUUUAAAAUCAAAAGGUUAUGAAAAUUGUAAAUUUGAAUAA
Messenger RNA from Dictyostelium discoideum AX4, 585 nucleotides. It is a transcript of the gene itpa, whose product is annotated as inosine triphosphate pyrophosphatase. The record is from RefSeq and is a predicted model, not a curated record. Gene Ontology annotation, cellular component: cytoplasm. The coding region runs from base 1 to 585 and encodes 194 amino acids. The transcript is spliced from 2 exons. Gene Ontology annotation, molecular function: ITP diphosphatase activity; nucleoside triphosphate diphosphatase activity; dITP diphosphatase activity. Lineage: Eukaryota; Evosea; Eumycetozoa; Dictyosteliales; Dictyosteliaceae. Gene Ontology annotation, biological process: nucleoside triphosphate catabolic process; deoxyribonucleoside triphosphate catabolic process.